Molecule: messenger RNA, 922 nt
Organism: Cantharellus anzutake
Lineage: Eukaryota; Fungi; Basidiomycota; Agaricomycetes; Cantharellales; Hydnaceae
Exons: 2
Coding region: 95-826 (243 amino acids)
Source: RefSeq, a predicted model, not a curated record
AAAUCCCCGUGUCGUGCGUUCCUUUACGACGGGUCCUCAGGGACUGUCUGCCAACAAUGAUUCCAGUCUUCCGACGAGCAGGCCCGGCACAAGCAUGCUUCGGCAUCCCACUGUGACGCGGCAAGCCUCUGUCGCUGUUAUGGAGACCGCGAUGGCGCGUACUGAGACUGAGGUUCGACCCCCUCAGAUGGUUGCACCCCCACCGUCACAUUCGAUACUUAAAACGGCUGGCACCAGUCGACCGCCUUCGUCAAGGGAAUAUCGAAGUGACCCUGAAGGUGGCAAAAAUGUGUUUUCCUCCAAGACUAUCAAGCCGCCGAAGCCAAUUAAUCUUAAGGAUGUCCUCAACUUGUCACCAAUGCCAUCAGAUGCAAAUAAUGGUAUCUUCGGAGGCGGUGCCGACUUGUUGCCUCCGUCCCCAUCCUUGGCAUAUUCUCACUUCAGACGCCCUUCUCGGUCUCCGCAGUCUGAAACGUCGUUUUCAAAAGCCGACCCCUCCAGCCACACGCCCCCCGUUCCGUCCCAGUUAUCCCGCGCGGUCAACCCCUUGCCAAAAUCGUCAAACGACGCCACUAGCUUGCUGCUUGGUCCUCGGCCUAUUCCCCCAUCGCUCGAAUCAUUGGACUAUCAAAAGCUGAUGGACAUCGAUGAUAUGAACGCCACUCUCUCGAAAACAGUUGAUGAUCUCUGUCGAUGGCUGAAAGUGGUCGAAUGGGAUCUCACGAGCCUUACUCGCCAUGUUGAUGGGGAUGAUGAUCCCCAAGCUCCGGUUGGGAAGAUGAUGACAAUCGAGGAAGGCGACCAAAGCGGCGAGGGAACAAGUUAAUCCCUCACUGAUGCAUUGCAUCUUUUCCCAAUGGGGCUUAUCUACUUUUUAUGCAAAGUAUGCAAACAUAGCGCCAUCGGCUCCCCUGCCUUCUGG